UUUGACCAUUCAAGGCACCCGUACUAUAAUCGCAUGACAGCAUCCGAACGGGUUGUUUCGACAGUGUUGCAAACAAUGGUCAACUUUAAUGCAGAUUUUUUCUAGAAAAGGGGAAUUAUAUAGCUAGAUCUGUCAACGAAAAGCUCCACAUGGCAGGUAGUAGACUAGAGAGAUUUGGAACGGUAUUCACAAGGGUUAGAGACCUGAUACGCUCUGGAGUCAUAAAGCCAAAGGAAAAACCUCUCUGGUAUGAUGUGUACAAGACUUUUCCACCAAAGAGGGCCCCACUUCAUGUGAAACCAGUUACCAGCCCUUCUGCUAAGAAACAGGAAACUGUGCCUGAAAUCUUCUACAGUGAGGAUAAAAUUAGAACGGGAUUCUAUGAGCAGUAUGGGAGAGGUUUGCGGGCUCUUGAUCUCUCCAAAUCAAACUUUGUUUCUACAUGUCAGAGGUUUGUUGACAAGUACAGAGAGUUAAAAAGCCAUGGCAUGCUGGAUAAGUCCUCUUUGUUUGAAGAGACUGGGAAGGCUUUACUUAAAGAAGGUAUCAUCCUGAGAAGGCGAGGAGCUCCUCCUGUUUUGGCCGAGUCCAGGGAUCCUGUGCUUGACCUGAAACUGAUAGACAUGUUGGCAGAGCAGCAGUCCGCUGGGACUGACACAACGAAGACAACAGAAGAUAAAAAUUCAUAGAUCACAGUAGCUCAAGAAUCAUUUGGUGAACUGCAUAUUUUCUCUCUUACCAGCUGUUAUGAUCAAUAAUUUAUUUCUGUUUUUGUUUCUGACACCCAACAAUUGUCUGUUUUUAAUUUCUUGAAAGCCCAUUGCACACUGCACCAGCGGCAGCAUGUUGCCAUUAAAGAUUCAAUGGCGCUAUAAAUCAUAUGUCAGUGCAGGUGAAAAGUUACAAAAAAAACCCAGAAAAUAAUGUUAUAAGUAUUUAGAGGUCUUAUGUUGGGCAAUAAAACACAUUGUUAUAACAUGUA
Molecule: messenger RNA, 982 nt
Organism: Pundamilia nyererei
Lineage: Eukaryota; Metazoa; Chordata; Actinopteri; Cichliformes; Cichlidae
Gene: mrps23
Product: mitochondrial ribosomal protein S23
Exons: 5
Coding region: 150-689 (179 amino acids)
Biological process (GO): translation
Cellular component (GO): ribosome; mitochondrion
Molecular function (GO): structural constituent of ribosome
Source: RefSeq, a predicted model, not a curated record